Molecule: messenger RNA, 409 nt
Organism: Caenorhabditis angaria
Lineage: Eukaryota; Metazoa; Nematoda; Chromadorea; Rhabditida; Rhabditidae
Source: the annotation of a GenBank genome assembly
AUGCGUGGAUUUUUGAUUUUCGGCGCGAUUUUUGCGGUGAUUUUGGCGCAGGUUAGUGGAUUUUUCAAAAAAAAAAUUUUCAAGUAGCGCCCAUGGGGAAUCGAACCCGUGACCUUUUUUCUAGAAUUGCACCUGGACAAAUUGGUCGUCCUGGACGACUUGCUCGGAGAAUUGCGGUAAUUGUGGAACUCAGAAGCGGCUCAGAACUUGUGCCAAUUCGACAAUCGCGUGUGCCACGUGUCAAGGGUUGGUUUUGCCGCCAAAAAUUACCGUAGUCCAAAAAUUUUGCUUCAGAAAUUCCUCGGAAUCUCAAAUGUGCAACGCGCAGGUUUGCGUUUAUCCCAAAUCGAGCUGCUGUUUUGGAGCACCCGCUUCUGUUGAUGGACUUUUUCAGUGUAGUUUGACGUAG